CGCUUCCUUCCACUGGAUCACGAUAGCAGGGACAGGUGUCUGAAUGCAGAGCUAGUCCUUAGAAACAGCUCUUUACUGCACUGCAAGUGUCACCGGCGCAUGAGGAGACAGGAGCAUUGCUUACGUGUUUUCUGGACCGUUCACUCCAGCAUGACAGAUGGUUAUUUCAAUUUGGAGACCUCUCCCUAUGAGAAUCCAGCAAAUGAAGAACACUGGAAGACCGAUUACAAUAAACUGGCAGCUCUGGUAUCAGGCUCACAGUUAGCAGGAGAUGCAACAAAUCCAUGCCUGAAAGCAACUCAUGUCUGUAAUCUGAGCAAGAAGUGUGUUCGUCUGCGCACAGACUAUGCCUCUAUCUGCACCAAGGGAGCAGGAAGUGAAGAUACAUGUGAUCGUCGCAAAUGCCACAGAGGGCUAAGGAAUUUCUUUGAGAAAGUCCCUGAGGAUUUCACCAAAAGGAUCCUAUUCUGCCCAUGUCAGGAUGAACUCUGUGGGGAACGACGCCGGAAAACUAUCGUCCCUGAUUGUUCCUUCCAGUAUAACACCAAACCAAAUUGCCUGUGGCUUUUGGACUCAUGUUUAGAAGACCACAUCUGCAAAUCCAGACUGGCUGAUUUCCAACAAAACUGCCAACCUACAGACAUGUCUCCAGAUGGUUGCUCUCAGCACAACCAUGCUGCAUGCCUGCAGGCUUACAUGGGGAUGAUUGGCACGCCUAUGACACCCAACUACGUCAGUAACUCCAGUGUGGAGGUCUCCCUGUGGUGUACAUGUGAGAGCAGUGGCAACCAGAAGGAGAAGUGCGACCAGAUACUCGGCAUGUUUGAAAGCAACAAAUGCCUUGAAAAUGCAAUUUGGUCUCAAAUGCGCCUGAAGCACACAGCUCUGGAGAGGCAGGAAGAAUUGUUUUAUUCAUCUUCCCUAAGCUUCCAAGGAGACAGUGCCAGCACAUCUCUCGCUUCAGAAAUGUCCCAGGUGACUGAAUUGAAGACACAGCGAGACAUCUCUGAACACAGCAGUAUGCCUAUGGCCUCCUCUGUAUAUUCUGCAGCUGCUAUUUCCUGGCCAUCUCUGGCUCUGUUCCUGCCCCUGUUGCUCAGCCCACCUUAACUUGACACAAACGGCAUAUUUCCUUCCCAUGUUAUUAAUCUUAUUCCAUAUCCAGGCAUCCUCCCUAUUAAUUUACUCUUGGAAAACAGACAGCUUCCAGAAAAGAGGAAUGGAACAGCCUUAACCCAGAACAGCAGUCACUGAAAACCUCCCUGCAACUUACACCUCACUUUCCCCCUGACUUGCUCGCACUGACAGCUGCAGAUUUGCUGCCCACCGUUGCUUCUGCCGUGUUAGCAUUUUGAGGAACAAGCAGUCAGGAUAAUAUUCAAGGGCAAUAUUUUAAAACGCAGCUACAGCAGGAAAAUCAUUGCAUGGAGCAGAAACACCUCCUCUGUCGGACAGAGAAGCAACAACUUCUUUCCAUGCAGUAGGAACAAACAUAGUGUCUUCUUAAUUCAGAGGAACAUGAAUGCUGAUAUUUCUCAUUACCUACUGAAAUGUGGUUAUUUGGAUCAAGAGACAACACUGUUCCCACAUUUUUGCUACCCCUCUUUAAUGAGGGCAGAACCUAUGUUACCAUAGGACUUCAAGAUCGACAUUUGGCCAUCCUCUCUAUGGCGGGGCUAGAAAUCUGUGUGAAAGCUCUUGCUUGUAAUGUAGCAGGCUCUGCCAUCUCCAGAGUUUAAGGGAGAGUGACAUUUUCUUCCCAGUAUCCCAUGCACCAGUGAGGAUAUUUGCAACAAUGACAGAAUGGCUUUCACUGAGCAAUUUGUACUACUUACGCUAUGUAUGGCAUUCAUCUCCCAAUCAUCUGUUCCUCCACCAGUGCUCUCACACAGGUUGAUAUGGGAAAAGGUAUUAGCAUUUUGUGUAUUAAAAACAAACACCCCCCCC
Molecule: messenger RNA, 1947 nt
Organism: Struthio camelus australis
Lineage: Eukaryota; Metazoa; Chordata; Aves; Struthioniformes; Struthionidae
Source: RefSeq, a predicted model, not a curated record